AUGUCCCACCAAGCCUGCAGAGAGCGCAUCGCAUUCCAACCGGCCAGUUUUAGUAACGCCCAUCUUGUUCAGGACUCUGCCGACCUCGACCAAGUCACCACCUUAUCCAAUGGCGUCCGAGUCGCCAGCGAGGCUGUACCUGGUGCCUUUUCAGGCAUCGGUGUCUAUGUAGAUGCCGGUUCGCGAUACGAAAACGAUGCUCUGCGCGGCGUCUCACACAUCAUCGACCGUCUGGCCUUCAAGUCUUCAUCACGGCGAAGCGCUGACAGCAUGCUCGAGGAGAUCGAGUCCCUAGGCGGCAACAUCCAAUGCGCCUCUUCACGCGAGUCGCUCAUGUACCAGGCCGCCACUUUCAACAGUGCAGUACCUACAGCUACUGCUCUGCUCGCCGAGACUAUUCGCGAUCCCCUGAUCACAGAUGAAGAGGUCUCCCGUCAGCUCGAAACAGCUGAAUAUGAGAUUGGUGAGAUCUGGAGCAAGCCCGACCUCAUCCUGCCCGAGUUGGUUCACAUGGCUGCCUACAAAGACAACACUCUUGGAAACCCUCUGUUGUGUCCCGCCGAUCGUCUGGGAAGCAUCGAUAAGCGUACCGUUGACGCCUACCGCCGUGCAUUCUUCCGCCCGGAGAGACUGGUUGUUGCAUUUGCUGGCGUCGAGCACCACCAAGCCGUCAAACUGGCCGAACAAUACUUUGGCGACAUGAAGGCUGAGAAGCUCGCUACCACAGAACCCUCAUCUCAAAAGUCACGGCAACCACAGCAGAAGUCGACGCUCAGUUCCAAGAUUCCCUUCUUCAAGAACCUUUCAACUUCUGCCUCUCAGUCUGCCACCGUCUCACCACUCGAUCCCUCUCAGAUCAUUCCCCAUCCUCUUGAUGUUCCCGUCGACACAUCCUCACCUGCCCACUACACCGGUGGCUUCCUGACGUUACCAAAUCUUCCUAUCCCUCCCAACCCUGCACUCCCUCGCCUAUCAUACAUUCAUCUUGCUUUUGAAUCUCUGCCCAUCAACUCUGACUCCAUCUACGCCCUCGCGACCUUGCAGACUCUCCUUGGAGGUGGUGGCUCUUUCUCCGCUGGUGGCCCUGGUAAGGGUAUGUACAGUCGUCUAUACACCAACGUUUUGAAUCAGCACGGAUGGGUCGAGAACUGCGUCGCCUUCAACCACGCCUACACUGACAGUGGCAUUUUUGGUAUCAGCGCUGCAUGUGCCACCCCCUAUGUCAACCACAUGCUCCAAGUCAUGUGCUUGCAGCUCGCAAAUCUAGGCAAGGAAACAGGCAUCGGUCGCCUAACGGAGGGAGAGGUUAAGCGUGCAAAAAACCAACUCAAGAGCAGUCUGCUUAUGAACCUUGAGAGCCGCAUGGUCGAGCUCGAAGACCUUGGCCGUCAAGUCCAGGUCCACGGACGCAAGGUUCCUGUCAAGGACAUGAUUGCUCGCAUCGACAAGGUCUCCAUUCCGGAGCUUCGCCAUGUCGCACGUCAAGUCUUUGGCGGCAUGGUCAAGAACCCCGGCGGUGGCAGUGGUGCUCCCACUGUCGUCAUCCAACAGGGCGAAGAAGAAGGCGUCACUCUUCAAGAACUGAAGUGGGAUGCUAUUCAAGGCACCAUUCAAAAGUAUGGUCUUGGUCGCCAGUGA
This is a messenger RNA of Aureobasidium melanogenum CBS 110374, 1638 nucleotides long. RefSeq lists its product as uncharacterized. The transcript has a single exon. Bases 1 to 1638 code for a protein of 545 amino acids. NCBI's taxonomy places the organism in Eukaryota, Fungi, Ascomycota, Dothideomycetes, Dothideales, Saccotheciaceae. Gene Ontology annotation, cellular component: mitochondrion. Gene Ontology annotation, molecular function: metal ion binding; metalloendopeptidase activity. The record is from RefSeq and is a predicted model, not a curated record.